This is a messenger RNA of Somion occarium, 1436 nucleotides long. The record is from the annotation of a GenBank genome assembly. NCBI's taxonomy places the organism in Eukaryota, Fungi, Basidiomycota, Agaricomycetes, Polyporales, Cerrenaceae.
GGCUUUCACCGGUGCAGGUCAAAAAGGCUGGUGGUUGCCAGGCUUCGGGUUUCUCUGGUAGGACCACUUAACAAGCCGAGACAACUGCAUUAUAGGACACACAUAGCUAAGGAUGUUUUCAGAACAUAUUGACUUGAUGGAGGAAGAGCCGUUUGACAACAUGAACGAAAUUGUACCCAAUCUUUGGCUAGGCAACUUACUCGGAGCUUUGGACGCAAAAACGCUGAGAGAGAAGAAUAUUCAUAGCGUUGUGACUGCAAUGCGCGGAAAAUUGGCUAUUGAUGAGACAUUCGUUAACCAUCGAGUCGAAAUUGAUGACAGUCCUGACGAAGACGUUCUCUCGCAUUUGGUUCCUGCAAUCACUUUCAUAGAGAAAGAGCUUGAUAGAAACCGUGGUGUCCUUGUGCAUUGCAUCGCAGGAGUCAGCAGAAGUUCAACAAUUGUUGCUGCUUAUCUAAUGUACGCGCAUGGGCUGGAUGUACAAUCCGCAUUGCAGUUCAUUCGCCUAUCAAGGCCAAUUGCAGAUCCUAACGAGGGUUUCGUCUCACAGCUCGAAAUAUUUCACAAGGCACACCAUACUGUUUCCAGUCAGGACAGAGCUACAAGAAUGUUCUAUCUGGAACGUAUAGUAAAAGAGGUGCUUAAUGCCAAGGGAGAUGAGUCUCUCAUGCGAGAAGUCUUUACAAAAUAUCCUGCCUCUGAACUCAACCCGAACCCCGCCCACAAUCCUCGUCAGAGGAGGAUAAGGUGCAAGAUGUGCAGGCAGGAGCUAGCCACAAGAAGCCACAUUAUGGACCAUGGUCAAGUACCUGCAGCCUCUACAUCCCGUACGCCGCCAGUUACGGAGCACCUUCAGCCACCUUUAUCUGUCGGGGACGCUGCCCGCCUUGGUGAACAACUCUCCGAGUCUCUCUCGCUUGAGGAGACUAGAAAACCCAAUCCAUCAGAUACAGAAACAACCUCGGCCGAAUCUUCGAAUAUUUGUGUAGCUUCUGCACAGAGCUCUUCCUCGUCAGCGAAGUCGACAGAUCAACAGCUGCCAAGAUCUAUCCCGCUACCAGCGAAUUACGCAGGCCGUGCUCGACCAGCACAGCCACUUCCUCCCGUCAGUCCGCCAAUCCUCGCCAAUCCUAAGUGUUCUGGGUAUUUUGUCGAACCUUUGAAAUGGAUGGAGCCAUUCCUUUCGAAAGGGGAACAUGCGGGAAAGAUUGUCUGUCCAAAUAAGAAAUGUAAUGCAAAGUUAGGCAACUAUGAUUGGGCCGGGGUGUGUUGUAGUUGCAAAGAAUGGGUUGUCCCUGGAUUCUGUAUUCAUCGGUCCAAAGUGGACGAAGUUAUGUGAUAGAUUUUGAGCUGCAUAACAGACAUGGCAUUCCAUUGUAUUCUCUACAUCUCCUAACUUAAAUGAAUCGCGACGGAAUGUUUCACCGCUUGAAAUG